UCGUCUUCAACCAAACUCCAACUCGAACUCCAAACAACAGCACAGCGCAGAAACCGAGAGCAAAGAAAAGUCUCCGCCUUUUUCGUCUUCGUCCUGUCCGCGGCGGAGAAAAUUACUCCCCCACAGUCGCGACCGAGCACUACGACGGCGCCGGCCGAGCAGACGCCGCCGCCGCGAUGCCGCCCGCCGCCAGCCCCGUCCCACCCUCCGCGGCGGCGGCAGCCCCAGCAGCAGACGACUCCUCCGCCGCCAACGCCGUCGUCGUCCUCGGCGGCAGGUACGAGCUCGGCGCCAUGCUGGGCCGCGGGGCCUCGGCGAAGGUGUACCAGGCCCGCGACCUCGUCAAUGGCGGCGACGUCGCCAUUAAGUCGUUCCCGAACCCGGGCUCCGGCGGCGGCGGCGCCAUCGAGCGCGAGGCGGCGAUCCUCCGGCGGCUGCGGCACCGGCACGUGGUGCGGCUCCACGAGAUCCUCGGCACCCGGAAGAAGGUCCACUUCGUCCUUGACCUGGCCUCCGGCGGCGAGCUCUUCUCCCUCGUGGACGCCUCCGGCCGCAUGGCGGAGCCCCUGGCCAGGCGCUACUUCCAGCAGCUGAUCUCCGCCGUCCGCUACUGCCACUCCCGGGGCGUCUUCCACCGCGACAUCAAGCCCGAGAACCUCCUCCUCGACGCCAAUGGCAGCCUCAAGGUCGCCGACUUCGGCCUCGGCACAAUAAUCUCCCCCAAUCACUCCAAUCCCCCCCAACAACAACAACACACGCUGUGCGGCACCCCGGCGUACGUGGCGCCGGAGAUCCUGGCGAAGCAAGGGUACGACCCGGCCAAGGUGGACCUCUGGUCCUGCGGCGUGGUGCUCUUCGUGCUCGCCGCCGGCUACCUGCCCUUCAACGACGCCAGCCUCGUCAACAUGUACCGCAAGAUCUACGCGGGCCGGUUCCGGUGCCCGCCGUGGUUCUCGCGGGAGCUCCGCGACCUGCUCCGCAGAAUCCUCGACCCGAACCCGGCCACCCGGGUCAGCGCCGACGGGAUCCUGUCCCACCCCUGGUUCCGCGGCGGGGCUAGCGAGGGCGAGCUCGCGGAUCUGAUGCGGGACGAAGACGAGGAAGAAGAGUUCAAGGAAGAGGAAGACAUGAUGGGCCGGGAGAUGACGGCGUUCGACAUCCUGGGCUUCUCGCCGGGGUCGGAUUUGUCGGGGAUGUUCGGGGCCGGGCCGGGCCGGGAGAGGGUGUUCGUGGGCGAGCCCGCGGCGAAGGUGAUGGGACGGGUGGAGGAGGUUGGGAGGAAGGCGGGGUUCCAAGUGAGGAAGAAGGAAGGGAAGGCUGGCAAUGGCGGCGGCGGUGGGGUGGUGUUCGUGGAGUCCGGUAAUGGCGGCGUUGUGGCGAAGGUGAUAGUGUUUAGGAUUGCGGAGGAGGUGUCCGUGGUGGAGGUGGCUAAAGGCCAUGGCGAUGAGGCCGCGAGGUUCUGGAAGGAGUGGCUCGAGCCGGCCAUGAAGGCCCCGGCGGCAGCGCUCUGAUGAGAGAGCUGCCGCCGAGGGGUGAGCCGGGCACGGCGCGUGCGUUGCGUCGCGUUGCGUUGCGUGCUUCUAAAAUUGAGAGAGAAAAAGAUGAUUGUUUUUGGUUCAGUGUUGGUUGGAACUUGGCAGUGUGAUGAACUGAUGACGCUGCUGAUUUGGGUUCUUUCGCGUUUUCUCUUGUUCUGGCCCGUGUUAAUGUGACUGCCACAUUGACUGAUGAUGCCAGCACCUCGGGCUACCUGUACAAAUGCAUCAUUUAUGAUGAUGCGAAGAAAUCCAUUGCCAACUGGAGACCACAAAAAAAAAA
Messenger RNA from Brachypodium distachyon (stiff brome), 1818 nucleotides. Its product is annotated as CBL-interacting protein kinase 29. Bases 177 to 1511 code for a protein of 444 amino acids. The record is from RefSeq and is a predicted model, not a curated record. Gene Ontology annotation, biological process: signal transduction; protein phosphorylation. NCBI's taxonomy places the organism in Eukaryota, Viridiplantae, Streptophyta, Magnoliopsida, Poales, Poaceae. The transcript has a single exon. Gene Ontology annotation, molecular function: protein kinase activity; ATP binding.